Molecule: messenger RNA, 561 nt
Organism: Arabis nemorensis
Lineage: Eukaryota; Viridiplantae; Streptophyta; Magnoliopsida; Brassicales; Brassicaceae
Source: the annotation of a GenBank genome assembly
AUGUUCUCUAGCUCCAACAAGCUUCAUGAGUAUAUUAGCCCUAACACCACAACGAAGGAGAUUGUAGAUCUGUACCAAACAGUUUCUGAUGUUGAUGUUUGGAGCACUCAAUAUGAGAGAAUGCAAGAAACCAAGAGGAAACUGUUGGAGACAAAUAGAAAUCUCCGGACUCAGAUCAAGCAAAGGCUAGGUGAGUGUUUGGACGAACUUGAUAUUGAGGAGCUUCGUCGUCUUGAGGAUGAAAUGGAAAACACUUUCAAACUCGUUCGCGAGCGCAUGAUUAAAUCUCUUGGGAAUCAGAUCGAGACCACCAAGAAAAAGAACAAAAGUCAACAAGACAUACAAAAGAAUCUCAUACAUGAGCUGGAACUAAGAGCAGAAGAUCCUCACUAUGGUCUAGUAGACAAUGGAGGAGACUACGAUGCGGUUCUUGGAUAUCAAAUCGAAGGGUCACGUGCUUACGCCCUUCGUUAUCACCAGAACCAUCAUCACCAUUACCCCAACCAUGCCCUUCAUGCACCCUCUGCCUCUGACAUCAUUACCUUUCACCUUCUUGAAUAA